GGGAGUACUUUUCUUAAGGACCAUUUAACAUACACGUUUAGGUAAGCUACUUUGUGUUUUGGAAAGAUAUAUACUCCAUCCGUCCCGGGAAAAAUCUUCCCAUUUGGACUUUUUCUCAUUUUUUUGAAGUGUUGACUUUGGAAGUGAAAUGUCCAAUAUACCCUUCAUUUCUUUCCUGUUUUACAAUCCCAGCCCUGCCCUGCCCUCCCCUCCCCUCCCCUGGUCUCUGCCAGGGCUAGCACCCACCACCGCCAUCAACCCCGGCUCCAUCGUCGCCGUCAGCUCCGCCAAAAUUGACCCAGCCCCAACCACCACCGUUGUCGUCGCCUCUACCACAAUUGACCCAGCCCCCACCACAAAUCGCCCCUCAGCCCCGACGUAACCAAUCACCAUCAGUCGCACGAUCCCUAGCCGUCAGCCCGCCACCAUCUCCUCCAGGAGAAAGAGAAAAGGGGAAGAGAAAAAAGAAGGGAAGAAGAUGAGAAGAAGAUCUAGUACAGAUCUAUCGUAGAUCUGGAAGAGAGUGAAGAGAAGAAUUU
Molecule: messenger RNA, 539 nt
Organism: Cuscuta campestris
Lineage: Eukaryota; Viridiplantae; Streptophyta; Magnoliopsida; Solanales; Convolvulaceae
Source: the annotation of a GenBank genome assembly